UCGGUGAGUUCAGGGAGAGUCGGCUACGCGUUGAAGUUGACGCUGAUAUUCAUUAUGGGACGCUUUUUUUUUUUCAAGUGACGUUGGAAGUUAAAUUUAAAAAGUGUUUGUAGUCAAAAAGCAAAGAAAAGAAGAGCAAACAGUGGUGGACGGAAGCUGGACUCUCACUUAAAGCACGCAGUAAGAUAAAAACGCGAUUUAUCAGCGGGUUCCUGAAGCAUCUCUGUGAAGAAUAACUUGACUGUCAGUGAUGACCUGCAGCGUGUUCAUCAUCAUGUUGGCUUCAGUGUUUUCACGUCUUCUCCUGUCAGGUUCCAGAGUUCAUGCACAGGAGACGCCGCCCCGCAUCGUCCACCAGCCGGCCGACGUGGUGGUGAAAGUGGGGAAUCCCGCCACGCUUUCCUGCCGGGCAGACGGCAGCCCCAAGCCGACCAUUGAGUGGCUGCGGAACGGCCAGCCGCUGGAGACGGCAAGGGGAGAAGGACAGCUGCAGCCCAUUGUCUUAUCGGAGGGGAGCAUCUUCUUCUUGAGCGUGGGGGGGGGCAGGCGAGGUCAGUCACAUGAGGGCGUCUACACCUGCGUCGCCUGGAGCAGUGCGGGCAAGGCCACCAGCCGCAAUGCAUCGCUGUACAUCGCAGUGCUGCAAGAAGAGUUCAGUUUGCAGCCCAGUGAUGUGGAGGUGGCCGUGGGGGAGGUGGCUGUCUUAAACUGUGGCCCCCCGAUGGGACACCCUGAACCUAAUGUCAUCUGGAAGAAGGAUGGCUUGCCCAUCAACAACAUGGAUCACCACUACACUGAGCUGAGUGGGAAACUCAUCAUCGCUCCUGCAGAGAAGAACCACUCCGGUGCUUACGUGUGUUCGGCCAGCAACACUGUGGGAGUGAGGGAGAGCAGGGCGGCCCGGCUCUCUGUGCUGGCCAAGCCUGUGUUGAUUUUGAAGCCAGAAAAUGUGUCUGUGAGAAUGGGGGAGUCUGCCCAGUUCUACUGCCAGGCUAAAGGUGACCCCCCACCUGCUGUGGUCUGGAGCAGAGAGCAGGGCCCACUGCCCAACGGCAGGUAUCUUGUAAACCCAGACCAGACUCUCCAGAUCCACUAUGUGACAGCCCAGGAUGCUGGGAAGUACUCCUGCACUGCUGUCAAUGACGUAGGUGUGGUCACUGCCAGCGCACAGCUACGAGUUGAAGAGGCUACCACCACUAAACAGAGAGACCUCCACAAAGAGCUGUCAGCCCUGCGAGUUGCUCUGGAAAACGUCACCAUCGUGGCCCCGGGGUCGAACAUAUCGCGAGUACAAUGGAAGCUCCAGUCCCUCCCAGCUCAGCCUCACUACCUCGACGGCUUUGAGGUGCUCUAUCGCUCCCUGCUGCCGGCCAGCUCUGACUGGGCAGCAAAGAAGGUGGCUCUGCCCAGCUUCCAGGCUCCGGUGGGCCCCUUGAAGAGGGGCUACAAGUACGAGUUCAAAGUCCGACCCUAUGGCAGCAACUUGUAUGGGAGGGAGAGCAACACCCGGCACCUCAGAGUCCCCGAGACGGUGCCCAGUGCCUCUCCACUGGCUGUAUCCAUUACAGUGAGCCAUGAGCAGAAUAACACCAUCCAUUUAAGCUGGGGGCCUCCUCCUUAUGAAACCCACAACGGCAUCAUACAGGGAUACCAGGUGUUUUGUGUGGAGUCGGAGGAGCAGCAGUACCAGAACUGGACAGUGGACAGCAGCCAACACAACCUGGACAUCUCUACCCUCAAACCAGGGAGACGGUAUUGGAUCACCAUAGCAGCUGUCAACGGGGCUGGAGUGGGAAUGCUGAGUGACCCUCAUGGAUUUGUCAUCAACCCACAAAUAGGCGGUCAACCCGAGUCAGACGGUCAAAAACGGGAUCUGUCCCAGGUCCUGGCCCUGCUUCAGGACCCAGUGUUGAUCGGCAGCAUUGGCGCCCUCCUGUGGUGCAUUUUGAUGGUUGGGGCUGUCUACCUCUUCAGACGCCACAGCAGGACAGGCCACCUGAUUCCAGGACGUGGCAGAGCUAAAGGUUUGCGCAGACUAGCCAGUGAAGAUCUCAUCAUAAAACACAGGAUGGCAGCUCCAGACUCCCCCUGGAUCUCUGGAGGCUGGAGACCAGCCUUCAACCAGAAGUACCAGGAUUUAUGGGCCCAUGGUCAGAAACAUCCAGGACUCAGGGGCACCAGCCUCCCGGCCUCCUGGAAGGACCUCGGCCGCGUGGACUCGGCCGUCCCCAUUGUGACGGACAGCUGCGGCGUUUAUGGCACUUUCUACGUGGACCUGAUGGGAGGCGGCCUCAAGACCUUCAACAGCCCAGGGCAUCGCCCCAGGAUGGCUCACGGUCCGCCCCAUCAGCAAGGUGCCGAGACCAUCCAGAUAUUCCCCCAGCCCGUCGCCAAGACCCCGCCCCUCGAAAGCCGGGAGGCGCUGCCAUGGAAACAGGCCAUACGGCCCCAGCCCAAGAUGGGUGUGCUCAGGGAGUCGUGGGAAAAAAGCCACAGCAAGCAAGAGUUGCAUGCAGUGAACAGCGUCCCCACAGUGCCGACCAGGAACCAGGCCUGUACAUCCAGACUCUACAAGCAGAGACUCAGUCACGUACCUUCAGGCAGGCACGAGUGUGAUAAAGUUUCCGGCUGCCCUCGCCUUCUGCAUUACUCUGCAUCAUUACACCUAAUGGACAUGCUGCCCCCCCCACCACCAAUGCCCGCAGAGGACACCACGGACACACACAGCCUCACCUCAGAUGAAGGCUCCAGUCGUUCUACGAAGCUCACAGGGGACACAGACUCCUUCCAGUCAGUGUGUGCUGCUUCAGAUCGCUGUGGGCAACCACGAGCCACCAACCCCGCCCACAGCCGCCACUCCUACAGCCACCUGUCUGCUACGUCCUACUCCACGUCAGUGGAUGGAGAACAGGGCGGCACGCUGACGGCACAGGAAGCAGCCCAGUAUCUGGAGCUCAGCCCGAAACCUGAGAGAUGCAGUGCCCUGCCUGAGCAGCACCCCUCCUUGCCUCACCCCUUCUUCCCCACCCUGGGCUACAUCUGCGGCCCAGUCUGCUCCAGUCAGCAGGAAGGCGGCCCUGCCUACGGUGAGCUGGAGGUCCCGCACAUCGCCUUGCGACACGCCGGCCUCCGGAGCACACCAUCCUCCUGCUACAGUGAAUGGGACAGCUCGCUGUGGAACACCUGGAGCUCCGUCACAGACAGCAACAUGGCCAGCGCUCGCACCAGCCUCAUCAGCUCCGUGGACAGCUGCUACACCAGUGACAGCGCACACUUCGCCCGCCUGCUGGCGGCGGCGGCGGAGAGCGUGAGUGGAGCCUCUCUGUCAGACUUCUCCCCUCCAGCCUCCCCCCUCAGCGCUUCGUACCCCUCAUUCCGUGCGGAGUGCGACUCGUUCGGCGAGCUGGAGCCGGUUCCUGCGUGGGACUGGAGCUCGGCCUGGGUGGAGGAAAUGGAGGCUCGGUACAGAGCGCACUAUCCCGGCAGGAACGGCAGCAGACCCUUCGACGCUUAGGGACCCCGCCGGGGAGAGGGACAGAUACAACGUCACUGACACAUCUCACAGCUAAAUGGACAGAAUUGCAAGACAAGACGGACGGACAUGAUUAUUUUUGAGAGUGCUUGAAUUUUUUUAGGUCUAAUUAAUUCAGGGUUUCAUAUCCCAAACAAGAGUAAAUAAAUAUCUGGAUUUUAAAUAUAAUUGGAGCCAGCUCCUUGAUGUUUGAGACACGUACGCUUGUAGAUCUGUAAUAGUUUUCCCAAUUUACCUCAGGGCAGUCCGGCUACUAUUUUUCACCCUUCAAAUGACUUCUUUUCAGUUUCUAAAGUUUCCCUCCCUCUUCGUAAACUCUCAGCUCAUUAGAGAAAAGGAUAAUGAGAGACUUCCCUCGGGAUGUUCUCACCCAGUGGGUUUUUGAAAAAGGCCAGAAAGACACAAAGACAGGAUGCGAGAUGGUGAGAAAGCAGUCAUUAGGGAAGAAGACACGUUUGUUUCUUAUUGUCAUAUGUUUGUUGAGAGAUUUUAUUUGGGCCUCCAAAUAGAGCUUGGCAUAGAGAUUAUGUACAGACUGUUCUCACUCAUGUCAUGUGUAUAUAUUCAGCAUAUUCAACAAAUGUUAUUUAAAGAAUUUAAAACACAUUCCAAAUCAUUUUCUGCCUUUCCAGAUUAUUUUUGGGUUAUUUCAUUUACAUUCUUUUAUAUUUUAAGAUUUUUUUUACUUUAUACACUGUCCAUUUUUUUUAUGUUUGUAUCAGACAAAACAUUCUGUAGGUCAGAAUAGCAAAAGUAGAAAAAGUAAUUGUUUAAAAGUCGUUUUGUUCUCAAUUAAUUGAACUUACUUGAGGUUUUACCUUAAAAUAACUUUAAUUUUAGGAAACAUUCAACAAAAGAUAUUGUACAAGUUAUGCUGCAGUAAUUAGUCUUUGCAUGCUUGAUGAUGUAUUAAUUAGAGAUUCACUAAUGGUGGUAGAUUGGAAGUUUUACAUUUUGUAAGAAUUUUUAUUUUGUUCACAUUACAGAUGUAUUUUAAAGUUUACAUUUUUUUAAUUGGUUGAAAUCAAGUUGUACAUUUUGCAAGGAUUUUACAUUUGGAUCUGUGAAAUAAAGGUUCCCCUCGUGUUAC
This is a messenger RNA of Anoplopoma fimbria (sablefish), 4622 nucleotides long. RefSeq names its product roundabout, axon guidance receptor, homolog 4 (Drosophila) (gene robo4). Gene Ontology annotation, molecular function: protein binding. NCBI's taxonomy places the organism in Eukaryota, Metazoa, Chordata, Actinopteri, Perciformes, Anoplopomatidae. The record is from RefSeq and is a predicted model, not a curated record. Bases 251 to 3514 code for a protein of 1087 amino acids. The transcript is spliced from 19 exons.